AUGCAAAGUGUUGUUUUAUGCUGUUUGGUCUUGGUUUGUUCUGGUAGCGACAAAUGGGACACUUUGGAAUAUGUUCAGAUUGUAGGUUUGUCAUCUGCUUUAAAAUAUUUUUUAAAAAUUUUUUACAAAGCGAAAAAUGGCAAGAACUUUCUUCAGAAGAGAGAAUUACAAAAACUUUCUUUGCAAAACAAAAAUGGCAAGAACUUUCUUUACAAAACAAGAAAUGGCAAGAACUUUCUUUACACAACAAAAAUGGCAAGAACUUUCUUUCCAAAACCACAAAACCUCCUAAACCCAAAAAUUUCAGAUUUUCCGUCACGGUGACAGAACGCCCCAAAACCUAGUAGUCACCGUACCCGGUGGUACACCAGCCGAGUGGACGAAAUUAGGUAAUGACGAGCUAACCUCACUAGGUUUAGAGCAAGCUAUACAUCUUGGCCGUGUAAUCAAACAACGAUACGAAGGCUAUAUAUCAGAAUCCUACGACAACUCCGAACUUUCACUUCGUAGCUCCGAUUUCGGACGAACUAUAUCAUCAGCUCAAGGCGUAUUGGCUGGGAUGUAUAAUGAGACAGUCCAAAGGAUUGGCUAUGUUCCUAAGGGUGUGAAGAUGAAGGCACAGUACAAUGAUAAGGUUUGUGCUUAGUUUUCUUUGUGAUAUCUUAUUAUUAUGGUUGCUUUAAGAAUUAGGCCUCUUAUAAUACUGUUCGUGACUGUUAUAGUACCUUCUACAACACGUAUGGCCCUUCUUGUGAUUUUUAUAAUACGUUUAAUCAUAUUAACCUUAUUGAACCUACUCAAGAUUCACAUUAUAACACUGAUACUUUAGGAAAUGUACUACCAUGCACCAUGCCCAAAAGCCGAAAACGAGCGAUGGCGGGUUCUUAAUGGGGAUAAUGAAUUUGUAAACCUAAAAGACUCCUACAGUCAUCUCUUGAACAUUAUGGAGGAGAAUGUUAUCAAUCCAAAUUCCAAUUUUGGUCUUGGAGAUGUUUUUGCUGUAGCCGAUUCGUUGAAAGUCAUGGUAGGGUAAUGAAAGACUUGAUAAAAGUUACAGAAUGGUCCUUAAAUAUAGUACGAAAAAUUUUUAUUUGAAGUGCCGUAUCUUCUCCUACCUGACUCGGAGGUACCCUACCAAGCCCUACCUUACAAUAAAUUUUCCUACCCUGCCCUACCAUACCCUAUCCUAUCGUACCCUAACCCACAUUAUCCUAUCCUUCCUUACCGUACCCUGUCCUACCCUGCCCUAUUCUACCAUACCCUACCGUAUUUACUCUACUCUACAAUAAGACACCAUAAAUUUUCCUGGAUCACACUGUGCUUCCCUACCCUACUUUACAUGAAAUUUUUACUACCGUAAUCAAUCGAUUCCUGUCUCAACAGAUCGUGCUAACCAUAAAACAAAUUUUACAUCUAAUAAUUACCGCGCGUAACCUUAUUAUUUCAGAAGCUCCACAACAUGACCCUGCCCUACUGGGUCACUAACGAUGUUUACAAUGACAUCAUGUAUGUGAACGACCAAAUUGGCUGGGGACUUUUUAAAACCCAUUUGUUAAAGCGUUUACGAGCCGGCCCACUGUUGGACAACCUUCUACGUCGUAUGCAUAACUACAUAGUCGGGGUUGUGGAUCAACGACAGCGCAUUCGAUUACUCUCGGGUCAUGACACUAGUCUGAGCGCUUUGAUCAGUGUUUGGGGACUUAAUAUUACGGUAGGGUAUUUUACAGUACAGUAAAAUCUAUAAAAAAUUCUAUAAUGGUACUGUUAGUACCUUUUUUAUUACCCUUAGUACCACUAUAGAACUUAUAAAGACUUAUAGUAGUCAUGUAUCGUAGAUUACGACUACCACAACGACGUAUUUUACUACUUCUACUAUUUCCCGUAUAACUUGUCCCUUGCAGACUGCGCCGGAGCUAUGUUCAGCCCUGGCCUUACAACUACAUUACCAUCGAGAUGUUGGUUACUACGUCAAGUUUUUCUACCGCAAUUCCACAAAUUCGGAUAAAUUUGUAGAAGUUCAGUCGGACAUAUGUGGCAAGACAUGUCCGUUAAAGAAAUUGACACAAUAUACCGACAAGCUGGUACCCACCAACUGGUUAAAGGAAUGCGGGUUUGGUGAUGAGUUUGUGGUUAUGGCCGUUAAGCAGAGCGAACGGAAGUAUCUUGGUGAGUUUUUUAAAGAAUUUUUGUGUUGUAAAGAAAGUUCUUACCGUUUUUCGUCUUGUAAAGAAAGUUCUUUCCAUAUCUUGUUUUGGAAACAAAGUUAUAGCCAUUUUUUAGUUUGUAAAGAAAGUUCAUGCCAUUUUUCGUUUUGUAAAGGUUGUUCUUGCUAUUUUAUGCCUUGUAAAGAAAGUUAUUGCAAUUUCAUAAUUUGCAAAGAAAGUUCUUGCCAUUUUUUGUUUUGUAAACAAAGUUCUUGCCAUUUUUUAUUUUGUAAAGAAAGUUCUUGUCAUUAUUAAUAUGUUGACCAUUUUAAUGCUGACCGUCACGUAUUUUACCUCAAUUUUCAGGGAUUUUUGUGCUACAAACCACCAUAUUUGUGUUGGUACUGGUCGUAGCGGCCUUAAAAUGGUUUGGUACCAAACUUGGCCGCCGAGUCAUACCGACCGGCCGAAAAACGGACAGCAUUAAUAUGCCCGGUAUUUCUGUAAAUUCUGUUUGA
Messenger RNA from Bursaphelenchus okinawaensis, 2662 nucleotides. NCBI's taxonomy places the organism in Eukaryota, Metazoa, Nematoda, Chromadorea, Rhabditida, Aphelenchoididae. The record is from the annotation of a GenBank genome assembly.